This is a messenger RNA of Centruroides sculpturatus (bark scorpion), 763 nucleotides long. RefSeq lists its product as uncharacterized. The coding region runs from base 58 to 696 and encodes 212 amino acids. NCBI's taxonomy places the organism in Eukaryota, Metazoa, Arthropoda, Arachnida, Scorpiones, Buthidae. The transcript is spliced from 3 exons. The record is from RefSeq and is a predicted model, not a curated record.
CGUCAUCGCUAAUUGAAGUUGGAAAUUGCUCACUCUCUUGAAGUUUCAAGUACAAUCAUGAUGAAGUUCUUGCUGCCGUUUCUCAUCUUAAGUUUAAUUCUAAAUCAACCCGGGAAUUGUGUAGUAAAUAAUGUUCUGUCAACUGUUGUCGAGUCAUUGUCCACUGAUAUUAUUAAUAAUUUACCUGAAAAAUUGUCUGCUGUGUUGAAAGAAUUCGGUCCUAAUGCAAGGUUUGGGUUAUUGAAUUGUCUGAAUUCGAGCAUGCUUCCUUAUCUCAGUUGUAAAAAUGAAACAAACAGCGGAAGUGACUGGCUUUCAAUUUUUAAACUCAUCCCGUGCGUGUUAAAGAAAAUUUGUUACGCCAAUGAUUCUGCUAGUGCAACCAGAGUGAUAAGAUGUAUUACAGCAGUAGUUGUAAUAACAGGAAACGAGGCGAUAAAACUUGUUGGCAACAUGACAAAUGAUCUUAUAGAGAAAUAUGUACAAAAGAUAUACAUAUGUCUUUUUGGAAUUUACUCCUAUAUCCGUAAUGGAGUUACUAAUUGUGACUUUAUCGAUGCCAUUCAAGAAUUAAAUGUUGCAGCUAUUGUAAAGAAUCUAGAAAACAAUCUUCUGUCCGAUACCACAGACAAUUUGGAAACGUUCUUGAAAAUUCUUUUUGGAAUCACGGAUGAAAAAUGUAGCUAUUCUCGUUAAAACAUUAUAAAUUAUUUUUUGAUGUAAAUUUACGAUAAAGUAAUAAAAUAUCAAUUCAAUUGCACUG